Erpetoichthys calabaricus (reedfish) is the source of this 2864-nucleotide messenger RNA. RefSeq names its product minichromosome maintenance complex component 4 (gene mcm4). The transcript has 17 exons. Gene Ontology annotation, biological process: double-strand break repair via break-induced replication; DNA strand elongation involved in DNA replication; mitotic DNA replication initiation. The coding region runs from base 120 to 2702 and encodes 860 amino acids. Gene Ontology annotation, cellular component: MCM complex; nucleus. Gene Ontology annotation, molecular function: ATP binding; ATP hydrolysis activity; single-stranded DNA helicase activity. NCBI's taxonomy places the organism in Eukaryota, Metazoa, Chordata, Cladistia, Polypteriformes, Polypteridae. The record is from RefSeq and is a predicted model, not a curated record.
UUGUAUUCCUAUUGGUCGAAAAUCCCCGCGAAACGGGGCUGCGGUGUGUUGAGUUCGCGCGAAUUGCUGUGGCGGUGUUGGAUUGUUUGCGGACAGACGCUGUAAGAAUAUAUUAAACGAUGUCUUCACCAGCAUCCACCCCAAGUCGCAGAGGCAAGAGAGGAAGAGCCAGCAAUCCAACUUCUCCUCGCAGUGAAGAUGUCCGAUCUCCUCCAUCUCAGAGGCGCCGCAAUGAUGACACUUCCACCGGGGAGCUUCAGCCCAUGCCAACUUCCCCUGCUGCACGCAGUCCUAAUGUGCAGGACACAUCUUUGUUCUCCAGCCCUGCCAGGUCCCGCUAUUCUGCUCCACUUAGUGAGCUUGAUUUGAGUUCCCCACUUACCUAUGGAACACCUAGCUCCAGAGUAGAGGGGACACCACGCAGUGGAGUACGUGGAACUCCAGCUCGACAGCGCCCUGAUCUGGGUUCAGUAAGGAAGGCUCGUCAGGUUGAUUUGCACUCUGAUCAGCCCACAGGAGAGGAUGCAUUGUCCAGUGAGCAGCCAGUGGGGCAGAAACUUGUGAUCUGGGGCACUGAUGUCAAUGUUGCAACAUGUAAGGAGAAGUUUCAGAGAUUUCUACAACGAUUUGUUGACCCUUCUGCCCGGGAGGAGGAAAAUGCGGGCUUAGAUCUUAAUGAGCCCUGGUAUAUGCAGCGUCUUGAAGAGAUUAAUGUGGUUGGCGAACCUGUUCUGAAUGUCAAUUGUUGCCAUCUUGAGUCAUUUGACACAGACCUCUACAGGCAACUGAUGUGUUAUCCUCAGGAAGUUAUUCCAACGUUUGACAUGGCUGUGAAUGAAAUCUUCUUUGAACAUUAUCCAGAUUCCGUUUUGGAGCAUCAAAUUCAAGUCCGCCCAUACAAUGCUCUAAAAACCAAAAAUAUGAGAAGCCUCAACCCUGAAGAUAUUGACCAGUUGAUCACAAUUAGUGGCAUGGUUAUCAGGACCUCACAGCUCAUUCCUGAGAUGCAGGAGGCUUUCUUCAAAUGCCAGGUCUGCUCUUUCACCACCCGGGUGGAAAUUGAUCGAGGUCGCAUUGCUGAGCCUGCCGUUUGCAAGAACUGCAAUACCACACACAGCAUGGCUCUUGUCCACAAUCGCUCAGUGUUCUCUGAUAAGCAGAUGGUUAAGUUACAGGAAUCGCCUGAAGACAUGCCAGCUGGACAGACCCCUCACACCACAGUCUUGUAUGCUCACAAUGACUUGGUUGACAAAGUCCAACCUGGUGAUAGAGUUAAUGUUACAGGCAUUUAUCGAGCUGUUCCCAUGAGAAUUAACCCUAGGCAGAGCAACGUAAAAUCAGUUUACAGGACUCACAUUGAUGUAAUCCACUUCCGGAAGACCGAUGAGAAGCGUCUGCAUGUAGCAGACCAGGAGUUGGAACAGAAGCUGUUCACAGAGGAGCGUGUACAGAUGUUAAAAGAGUUGGCCAAUAAACCAGAUGUCUAUGAGCGCCUCUCCUCUGCCCUGGCACCCAGCAUUUAUGAGCAUGAGGAUAUUAAGAAGGGUAUUUUGCUUCAGCUAUUUGGAGGGACUCGAAAGGACUUUAGUCACACUGGUCGAGGGAACUUCCGUUCGGAGAUCAACAUUCUCUUGUGUGGAGAUCCCGGUACCAGCAAAUCUCAGCUUCUGCAGUAUGUUUACAAUCUUGUACCCAGGGGCCAGUACACAUCUGGAAAAGGAUCGAGUGCUGUGGGUCUCACGGCCUAUGUCAUGAAGGACCCGGAGACUCGGCAACUGGUGCUACAGACUGGAGCCCUUGUGUUGAGUGACAAUGGCAUUUGCUGCAUUGAUGAGUUUGACAAGAUGAGUGAUAACACCAGAUCAGUGCUGCAUGAAGUGAUGGAGCAGCAGACCCUUUCUAUUGCUAAGGCUGGAAUUAUCUGCCAGCUGAAUGCCCGCACCUCAAUCCUUGCUGCAGCCAACCCUGUGGAGUCUCAAUGGAAUCCAAAAAAGACAACUAUUGAGAACAUUCAGCUGCCACAUACACUCUUAUCUCGGUUUGAUUUGAUCUUUCUGAUGCUGGAUCCCCAAGAUGAGAUUUACGAUAGACGUCUAGCUCACCACUUGGUCUCGCUGUAUUACCAAAGCGAGGAGCAGAUGGAAGAGGAGUUUUUGGACAUGGCAAUGCUGAAGGAUUACAUUGCUUAUGCUCGAACCUAUAUCCAUCCUCGGCUAAGUGAAGAAGCCAGCCAGGCUCUCAUUGAGGCUUAUGUAGACAUGAGAAAGAUAGGCAGUGGAAGGGGCAUGGUGUCUGCCUACCCACGGCAGCUGGAGUCUCUAAUUCGCUUGGCAGAGUCACAUGCCAAGGUGCGCUUCUCUGACAAAGUGGAAAGUAUAGACGUGGAGGAGGCGAAACGGCUACACCGAGAAGCCCUGAAGCAGUCUGCCACUGAUCCAAGAACCGGUUUUGUUGACAUUUCUAUCCUCACCACAGGAAUGAGUGCCACAGCACGCAAACGUAAAGAAGAACUGGCACAAGUUUUGAAGAAACUCAUCCAGUCGAAAGGCAAGACCCCUGCAUUCAAAUACCAGCAGUUGUUUGAUGAUCUCCGUGGACAGUCCGAUGUGGCAAUUACAAAGGAUAUGUUUGAUGAAGCACUUAGAGCUCUGGGUGAUGAGGACUUCUUGACAGUGACAGGAAAAACGGUUCGGCUGCUUUAAUCUGGACCCCCCAACCACUCCCUUCCCAUUUUGUCCUAAAUCAAUAAAUAACUCCUCCCUUUUUUUCCAGGCUCCUCUCACUUGGUUGCAUUUGGCAUGGGCCACUAACGCGUUCACUCAUAAAAUUGUUGAUUAUUAUGUAAAUAAAGGGUGCUUUAUAUA